GCAUUGCCUUGAGUGCUGCCUCUGGCUGUGAUUCGAUUAUGCCAUUGCCUUUGGGUGACCCACUAGCACUAGCAGUUUCGCCUCAGCUCGGAUACAUUCGAAUCACAGCGAUGCCGCGUUGGCUACUACUCCUGGGCAUGUCGGCCCUGGGUAUACUGUACAGUCUGACCAGGGUGUUUGGCCUAAUGGCCACCGCCAACUGGAGUCCUCGAGGCAUUAAGAGGGUCAGACAGAGCCUCUAUCUUCGCAUAUACGGCUGGGCGAUGCUGAUCUUUGUGGGCUGUUUCUCGCCCUUCGCCUUCUGGUGCAUUUUCCAAAGGAUGGCCUUUCUGCGGCAAAACCGAAUUCUGCUAAUGAUUGGCUUUAAUCGAUAUGUCCUGCUGCUGGUCUGUGCUUUUAUGACUCUGUGGAUACACUGCUCCAAGCAGGCGGAGAUUAUUGGGUGUCUCAAUCGUUUGCUGAAGUGUCGAAGGCGGUUAAGGAGACUCAUGCACACUCGGAAGCUAAGGGAUUCCAUGGAUUGUCUGGCCACCAAGGGACACCUGCUAGAAGUGGUGGUGCUACUCGGUUCCUAUCUGCUCUCCAUGUCACAGCCCAUUCAGAUACUCAAGGAUGAUCCGGAAGUGCGAAGGAACUUUAUGUACGCCUGCUCUUUGGUUUUCAUAACCGUAUGCCAGGCCAUCCUACAGCUCUCCCUGGGGAUGUACACACUGGCCCUACUAUUUCUGGGUCACCUCGAGCACAUUUUUGAAAGUUCCCAGAAGGCCGGAUUUUGGCCCAACCGCCAGGAGCUGUACAAAGGCCAACAAAAGUGGUUGGCCCUCGAAUUGUGGAGAUUACUUCAUGUACAUCAGCAACUGUUGAAGCUCCAUCGCUCCAUAUGCUCGUUGUGCGCAGUUCAGGCCGUCUGCUUUUUGGGAUAUGUGCCCUUGGAGUGCAUGAUUCACCUGUUCUUCACAUACUUCAUGAAGUACAGCAAGUUUAUUUUGCGAAAAUAUGGAAGAUCGUUUCCGUUGAACUACUUAGCCAUCGCCUUUUUGGUGGGUCUCUUCACCAAUCUUUUGCUGGUCAUUUUACCCACCUACUACUCAGAAAGAAGAUUCAACUGUACCAGGGAAAUCAUCAAAGGCGGAGGAUUGGCCUUUCCAUCCAGGAUCACUGUAAAGCAACUCAGGCACACUAUGCACUACUACGGCCUGUAUCUGAAGAAUGUGGAGCAUGUAUAUGCCGUCAGCGCCUGUGGACUAUUUAAGCUGAACAAUGCGUUACUCUUUUGCAUCGUGGGUGCAAUACUGGAAUAUCUCAUGAUACUGAUACAGUUUGAUAAAGUCCUAAACCAAUAGCUGACAAACUCCCCAGACA
Drosophila mauritiana is the source of this 1362-nucleotide messenger RNA. RefSeq names its product putative gustatory receptor 77a (gene Gr77a). Lineage: Eukaryota; Metazoa; Arthropoda; Insecta; Diptera; Drosophilidae. The transcript is spliced from 2 exons. Gene Ontology annotation, cellular component: membrane. Gene Ontology annotation, biological process: sensory perception of taste. The record is from RefSeq and is a predicted model, not a curated record. The coding region runs from base 39 to 1343 and encodes 434 amino acids.